Pisolithus orientalis is the source of this 606-nucleotide messenger RNA. RefSeq names its product ribosomal protein L15e. The coding region runs from base 1 to 606 and encodes 201 amino acids. The transcript has 5 exons. Gene Ontology annotation, molecular function: RNA binding; structural constituent of ribosome. Gene Ontology annotation, cellular component: cytosolic large ribosomal subunit; ribosome. NCBI's taxonomy places the organism in Eukaryota, Fungi, Basidiomycota, Agaricomycetes, Boletales, Pisolithaceae. The record is from RefSeq and is a predicted model, not a curated record. Gene Ontology annotation, biological process: cytoplasmic translation.
AUGGGUGCUUACAAGUAUGUCAGCGAGUUGUACAAGAAGAAGCAGUCCGACGUGUUACGAUUCCUGCUCCGUGUCAGGUGCUGGGAGUACCGUCAACUGAACGUCAUCCACCGCGCGUCCCGUCCAUCCCGUCCAGACAAGGCUCGCCGUCUAGGAUACAAGGCGAAGCAGGGUUAUGUUAUAUACCGCAUCCGUGUGAGGCGGGGUAACCGCAAGAAGCCUGUGCCGAAGGGUGCCACUUAUGGCAAACCUGUGCGUCAGGGUGUCAACCACCUUAAGUUCCAGCGUAGCUUGAGGAGUGUCGCGGAGGAGCGUGUCGGCAGGCGCUGUAGCAAUUUACGAGUCCUGAAUUCCUACUGGGUGAAUCAAGACGGUGUUUACAAGUACUACGAAGUCAUCCUUGUUGAUCCCAACCACAAGGCUAUUCGUCGGGAUCCCCGUAUCAACUGGAUCACAAAACCUGUCCACAAGCGUCGCGAGGCCCGCGGCCUCACCAGCGUUGGGAAACAGAACCGGGGAUUGGGCAAAGGUCAUCGUCACAACCACGCGCCUGCACGGUCCACCUGGAAAAAGCACAACACGCUCAGCUUGCGCCGCUACCGGUGA